AGGGGAGAGAAUUAUUCGCAUUUUGGCAUCCAAUUCCAAAACCAGCGGAGCACAAACAAAGCAGCAGCCGAGAAGGACGAAGAGGCCAUGGCCAACGGGCUCCCACACCCUCCCUGCGGCCUCCUCACCGCCGACGCCGCCCGUUCCCUCGUCGAUUCCGUCGACGCGUUCCUCUUCGACUGCGAUGGGGUGAUUUGGAAGGGCGACAAGCUCAUCGAAGGGGUUCCCGAGACGAUGGAGCUGCUGCGGAAAACUGGAAAGAAAUUAUUUUUUGUAACAAACAACUCUAGAAAGUCAAGAAGGCAAUAUUCAAAGAAAUUCAGAGCACUUGGACUUGAAGUUACUGAGGAAGAGAUUUUUACAUCAUCAUAUGCAGCAGCCAUGUUCUUGAAGUUAAAUAAUUUCCCUCCAGAAAAGAAGGUUUAUGUUGUCGGUGAGGAUGGAAUCUUGGAAGAGCUCAAGUUAGCUGGCUUUGAAUGUUUUGGUGGUCCGGAGGAUGGGAAGAAAAGCAUACUAUUGGAGGCGGACUUCUACUUUGAACAUGACAAAAGUGUUGGAGCUGUCGUUGUUGGACUUGAUCAGCACUUCAAUUAUUACAAAAUGCAGUAUGCAAGAACAUGUAUUAGUGAGAAUCCAGGCUGCCUUUUCAUCGCAACCAACCGUGAUCCAACUGGACAUAUGACAUCUGCCCAAGAAUGGCCAGGAGCUGGAACUAUGGUUGCUGCAGUAAGCUGCUCGGUGCAGAAAGAGCCCGUUGUUGUUGGAAAGCCUUCAAGCUUUUUGAUGGACUUCCUCUUGAAAAGCUUCAAUCUGGAAACAUCAAAGAUGUGCAUGGUUGGUGAUAGACUGGACACAGACAUACUAUUUGGCCAGAAUACUGGUUGCAAGACCCUCCUUGUUUUGUCUGGUUGCACCACCUUACCAGAACUGCAGGACGCUUCAAAUAACAUCCAUCCAGAUCUUUACACCAACAGCGUGUAUGAUCUUGUUGGGUUAUUGCAACAAUAAUCUUGGACUCGGCAUUGCAGUUGCGGAUUCUGAGUUUUGAAUAGCACUUGUCCAGAUUUUUCACGUGAACUACAUAUAUAUGAUCCAAUUGGGUUAUGGCAACAACAAUUCACUCUUUGGGUAGCUGUUUCGUAGCAACCCUGGCAUGUAUACUACUUAAAGUCAACUCAAGUCCCGCCAUUCAGAACCAGUUUGACAACUAAGUAUAUGUAUCAUGGCAUUUGCUAAAGCCUCAAAUUUAUCAAUGGAAUUAUUCUUGUGAAUGUUUGAAAA
Molecule: messenger RNA, 1281 nt
Organism: Phragmites australis (common reed)
Lineage: Eukaryota; Viridiplantae; Streptophyta; Magnoliopsida; Poales; Poaceae
Product: phosphoglycolate phosphatase 2-like
Exons: 11
Coding region: 88-1008 (306 amino acids)
Molecular function (GO): phosphatase activity
Source: RefSeq, a predicted model, not a curated record